AUGAGACUCCAUUCUCUUCUUUCUGUUCUUCUCCUCUUUGUGACUAUAAUACCAAAAGCAAGGCCUGGCAUGAUCCCGGGGAAGAAACAGUGUGUUCUUCUGAAAGGGGUGUGCAGAGACGGAGGGUGCACCUCCACAGAUGAUACCAUUGGUGAAUGCAAUGAUGAGAAAAAGUGUUGUAGAAAGUGGUGGAUAUUUUAUCCCUACGCAACACCGGCUCCCAAAGCAAAAUCUCCUUAGUGCGAACAAACUGUAAGCCCUUCGAACUCCAGAACACAGGGAUGAGUUUUGUAGCUUCCUAUUUAACCCGGCUUGUUUAUCUCCCUUGACUGGAAAUAAAUGUCCUAAA
Felis catus (domestic cat) is the source of this 349-nucleotide messenger RNA. RefSeq names its product beta-defensin 130B-like. Lineage: Eukaryota; Metazoa; Chordata; Mammalia; Carnivora; Felidae. Bases 1 to 240 code for a protein of 79 amino acids. Gene Ontology annotation, cellular component: extracellular region. Gene Ontology annotation, biological process: cell chemotaxis; defense response to bacterium. The transcript has 2 exons. Gene Ontology annotation, molecular function: CCR6 chemokine receptor binding; chemoattractant activity. The record is from RefSeq and is a predicted model, not a curated record.